Molecule: messenger RNA, 3112 nt
Organism: Melampsora larici-populina 98AG31
Lineage: Eukaryota; Fungi; Basidiomycota; Pucciniomycetes; Pucciniales; Melampsoraceae
Exons: 4
Coding region: 1-2559 (852 amino acids)
Biological process (GO): spliceosomal complex assembly; regulation of mRNA processing; protein phosphorylation
Molecular function (GO): protein kinase activity; ATP binding
Source: RefSeq, a predicted model, not a curated record
AUGGCACCACGAUCUCCUCAACGUCGUUACCUUCCUCAUCUUUCAUCCGAACUGCUUGCACCCAAACGUCGACACUUACCUCCAGCCCCUCCAUCUACAGCUUCAUCAUCCUCCACCACUACCCAACCCGAUUCCACUUCGCCAUCAAUCCUACUCAGUCCACCACCUGAUCCCAACAUGGCUCCUUCCAAAGACAAACUGGUUGGCUCUCCCGGUGGAGCCAGCGAGGCCAGCUAUGAGUCCGUCUUUACUGAUGAAGAAGAAAAACCUAGUGACUAUGACAAGGGUGGCUACCAUCCUGUUAGGAUUGGCGAAACCUUUAGCAAUGGACGUUAUCUGAUUGUGAGGAAGCUAGGAUGGGGACAUUUUAGUACAGUCUGGCUGGCUAACGACACACAGUUAAAUCGUCACGUUGCUCUCAAGGUUGUCAAAUCAGCUCAUCAUUAUACCGAAACUGCUGAGGAUGAAAUUCGAUUACUUCAACGUGUAGUCUCAUCAAACCCGCGUCACCCAGGCAGGCGUCACGUGGUCUCUCUUCUCGAUCAUUUUCGACACCAAGGUCCGAAUGGUUCGCACGUCUGUAUGGUCUUUGAAGUUUUAGGCGAGAAUUUACUUGGGCUCAUCAAGCGGUAUCAAUAUCGAGGUGUGCCAGAGCACAUUGUCCGACAAAUAUCUAAGCAGGUCCUUUUGGGCCUUGAUUAUCUUCAUCGGGAAUGUGGCAUCAUUCACACCGAUCUUAAACCCGAAAAUGUCUUGAUCUGUAUCGAAGAUGUUGAAAGCGUGGUGCGAGCCGAGUUAGAAACCAGCCCGGCCGCGGUUCCGACUAAAUUGGUAGGUGUGCCGCCCAGUCAGGGACGCGGUGGAGUACAGACUCCUAGAAAUGGAAUCUUCAUCACCGGAUCUCAACCAUUACCGAGUCCAUCCGGAAGCUUUGGCACAAGUCCGGUCAUUGACAAACUAGCAUUCCAGAUGAGUAAAAUCUCGGAUCAGAACGCCGCAGCAGGCUCCAGCGGAGGGACCAAAUCACCUCAGUCAGGUCACACGCCAUUUCACAAAGUCGAUACCGAUCCAACAUCCUCUCAUCAUCUGGGACCAUCUCUUUUAUCCAAGACUGCUCCUCAGCCCCACAAGUCAUCCGGCAGUGGGGCCAAUAGCGAUAGCGACACUUCACAUCUUCCCAAUCACCACCAUUCGGCCUCCACUCAUCCUACUAUUGAUUAUGCCAACCUCGCCCAAACUCCUGCAGGGGGCUCUCCAAUGUCCACUUCUCCUCGCAAUAAAUCUUCGCCACCUAGUCCUUUACCUGUAGAUCAAGAUCGACCUGCUCCGGAAGCGGGUGACCCUAAUACUUUACCUCCUCCCGCACCCUACGACCCUAUGAGUCUCGAGCGGAUAACGGUGAAGAUUGCGGACUUGGGGAACGCGAGCUGGAUCACAAAUCAUUUCACCGAUGACAUUCAAACAAGACAGUACCGCAGUCCUGAAGCGAUCCUUGGUAGCAGUUGGGGCACACCUGUGGACGUUUGGAGUGCAAGUUGUAUGAUUUUUGAGCUGUUGACAGGUGACUAUCUGUUUAACCCGGAUGCAGUCAGCAAACGUUAUACAAAGGAUGAUGAUCACAUUGCCCAAAUCAUCGAGCUCGUUGGCCCUUUUCCCAAACACAUCGCGCUCUCUGGCAGUUUUAGUUCUACAAUAUUUAACCGAAAAGGGGAGCUACGGCAUAUUCACAAAUUGAAGAAUUGGCCGUUGGACUCAGUCUUGACUGAUAAAUAUUGCAUCGAUAAAGAGCCAGCGGCUCAGUUAACUUCGUUUCUUCAACCUAUGCUGCACGUUGUGCCUGAUCAACGAGCCACGGCCAAAGAGAUGCUAAGUCAUAGCUGGCUGAAGGGUGUUGUUGUCAUGGGUGAACUCGAGACUCAGUUAUUAGAGCAGCAAGAUAGAGAUCGUCAAGAGAAGGGAGAGGCUCAGGUAGAUCCAAUCCUACCUGCAGCUCAAUCACUGGGAAAACAUCAGCUUGUGGCUCCACCUGGUGCUGCUAGUAAUUCAACCGGGGACGAACUUGAUUUCAGGAUAGCACAGAAAGCACCAGCCGAAGUGAACGUGGUCGAUCAGGUUGGUGCUUCGAAGCCUUUACCGGUCGGUUCAUCUGAACAUCAAACUCCACCACAAUCUUCAACGAUCACUAGGAAUCAUCUUGGAUCCUCAACACCAGCCUCGAGUAGUUUGCGCACGAACAGUAGCAUGUGUGGAAGUAGUGUAAAGAGUGUAGGAGUUGGGAGUGUAGCAAAGGGUACGCCUACUGGGAAAGCACCAGCAUCAGUGGCUAUCUCAGGUGUGAUGGAAUCAUAUGGAGCCGAUCGAAGGAGUGGAUCAGGUAGUCGUUCAACUUUGAAAGGUAAUACUACUAACACUUCUGGAGGAUCGAGGAUGAUGGGUAACAUGAGUGCUGCUAGUCCUGUACCUAAGAAAAGUGUCGUAACAGAAUCAACUCCUCAACCUCCAGGUGUAUCACAAUCAAGUACGAGUAGACAUCAAUCUCUUCAACAAAAAGUAGCAUAAAUGAAACAGAUUGAGAUUAAAUGUGGAUCGUAAAGUUAAGAUGAAAAUGAGAUGAUCAUAAAGGAGAGAAAGAAAUGAUGAAUUUUGUAUGAACUUCAAGAAUUUUAAAGUAGAUUGGUAUUAUAUACACUUGCUUGUUUUUUUUGUUUUGUUUUUUUUUCCUUUGUCUUUGAGUGUGUUUUUGAUAUGAUAUCGCUGUGUUUAAUGGUUUUGUUUUGUUUUUGUUUUGAUCUUUUUUUUUUUGAUUUUUGAUUUCAACUGUUGUUUGAAUCAAAAAUAAAAAAAAGAUCAAUCAUAAGAUUUUCUUUUCAUUAUUGCUAGCAAGUUUUUUCAUAUAUAUUUUUUGUUUGUUGUGGUUGAACUUGAAGAAGGCAGGGUGUUUUGAAAGUGAUAUGAAAAAAGAGAAGAAAGUGAAUCAAGAGAAAUGAGUCAUCAUUGUUUAAUUCUUUUGAUCUCUUUCUUUUUGUAUUUGCCUUGUAUAAGAUCAUAGGUAUACAUACAUGAUUGAUGGAUGGCUGGAUGUAUUCCUGAAUCAAUCUGUCUUAUAAUUUCU